Messenger RNA from Patella vulgata (common limpet), 2259 nucleotides. RefSeq names its product lysophosphatidylcholine acyltransferase 2. Lineage: Eukaryota; Metazoa; Mollusca; Gastropoda; Patellidae. The transcript is spliced from 13 exons. The record is from RefSeq and is a predicted model, not a curated record. Bases 35 to 1555 code for a protein of 506 amino acids. Gene Ontology annotation, molecular function: calcium ion binding.
CCUUCUGUAGUUAGUUUUCCUGACAGGUUACAAAAUGAAGCGCAACGUUAUUUAUCCACGCCAAGAUUCCCUUGUCUCACCUGUUGUAGAGAAUCCGUUUGUGCACCGCUUGAAUUGGACAGUAUACGACUACAUCAAGGUGGCUUUGAUGUCCAUUACCAUCGCCCCGAUCAGGUUGAUAUUAGUAGGUAUCUGUUUAUUGGCAGCAUGGCCAUUAGCUGCUAUUGCUGUAGGUUUUCGUUCAGAAGCAGACAGAAAUAAACCAUUGGCAGGAUGGAGAAACUUCCUGCGCCCUUUUGUUGUCUUUUUCUGUCGGGCGAUGUUCUUCAUGGGUGGUUUUCACUGGAUCACAGUACGAGGCAAAAGGGUCACAUCAAAAGUUGCCCCAAUUAUAGCAAUGGCUCCCCAUUCAUCAUAUUUCGAUGCCUUGCCAGUUGUAUAUCUUAACCUUGAUACUGUUGUCGCCAAAGCUGAAACUGAUAAUGUGCCUUUAUUUGGAACCUUGAUGCAGUUCACCCAACCCGUAUACGUUAAACGAGAGGACCCUGACUCUCGUGUCAACACCAUUAAAGAAAUUUCACGACGUGCCCAGUCAAAAGGGGAAUGGCCACAGGUUAUUAUUUUCCCCGAGGGUACCUGUACCAACAGAUCGUGCCUUAUUACCUUUAAACCAGGUGCAUUUUAUCCUGGUCAACCAGUUCAGCCUGUCUGUAUUAGAUAUCCAAAUAAAUUUGAUACCAUUACCUGGACAUGGGAAGGUCCUGGAGCCUUUACACUACUGUGGCUGACCUUAUGCCAGUUUCAUAAUUAUAUGGAAAUUGAGUAUUUACCCGUUUAUUAUCCAACACCAGAAGAUAAACAAGAUGCUAAAGUCUUCGCUAAUCAUGUCCGUGACAAAAUGGCAGAAUGUUUGAAAUGUCCAAUAACAGAUCAUACAUAUGAUGAUUGCCGUCUAAUGGUCCGAGCUGCUAAACUCAAUCUUCCCAUGGCAACUGGUCUCGUAGAAUUUCAUAAACUGCACAAAAAAUUAGGAAUAUCAUUUGCACAGAUGCACGAUCAUUUAGAGAAAUUCCGUAAAAUAACAGACAACAAAGCGGGGAGUAUUACGAUAAAGGAAUUUGCAAUGUAUUUACGUUUACCAGUCUCUUCAACAUUACAGGAAAUAUUUGAUACAUAUGAUAGAAAUAGUUCAGGAACCAUAGAUUUUAGAGAGUAUAUCAUAGGAUUAUCUUUAGUAUCUGGUCCAGCAAAUACUGAAGAUACAAUUAAACUUGCAUUCCAGUUAUUUGAUAGUGAAAAUAAUGGUUAUAUCACUGAAGAUGGUCUAACUACUAUACUGCAUAAUGCAUUUGGUAUGAAUAAAGAUGAUGUUCAUGAAUUGUUUGAAGAUGCAGAUAAAGAUAAAGAUGGAAAAAUAUCUUAUGACGAAUUUCAACAGCAAGCGGCUGAUAAACCUGAUUAUGCCAAAAUAUUUGUGGCCUACCAAAACAUGGUGAAUAAAAAUGGACACCCAGAGCCAGCUCAGGAAGAAAACCAAAAGGCAAAAACAGAAUGAAUUUUUUAAAACUUUCUGUUAUGUUUUAAGUUACAUAUGUUUUAUUGUAUAAUGUUAUUUUUAUGACAAAAAUUGUCCUGAUGCAAUUGAUUAUGUAUGUGAUGGCGGAGAUAUGUUAAUCUCUUGAAAAGGAAUUCGCUCAAAUUUUAGUGUAAUAUGGCUGUAUUGCAUAUACGCCGUAUGUCACCAUGACGAUUAGGAUAAACGGAACUCAGAAUCAGUUUGAUGGAAGUAAAUCAAAAUCAGGAUUUGAGUUUUAGACAGGAAAAAAUGGAUCUAAAUGUGAUUUGUUGUGUUAUUUAAAGGUGGAGGGUCGGGGGUAGGCGGAGUUUCUCUCAGGUAGUGUGGUUUUCAGUUCGCUUGUAUAUGACAAGGAGUAGGGUGGGGUCAUCUCUGCCCAACCUCAUGGGUUUUCACUGGGUACUAUAAAAUAUAGAUGACAAGGGCAGCUGUAUAGUUGUUUGGAUAGGACAAAAAAACAAGUUCCCGUGUACACAUUGGCGUGUAUGUUAAAGAUCCCUUCGCAGUUGGAAUUCGAUAUAAGAGUAGGCAAUAGUGUGCCGCUAUCUGGGCAAAAUUUCCCUCAUAGCACACUGUAUGGCAUAUGCCCGUUUUCAUUAUCCAAGUUGGAGCAGAACAGUAGGACAUUAAACCCCAUUUUAUUUCAUUUCUGAAAUCCUCCCUUGUCCCCUGUAAGCAAACAA